AUGGUGGCAACAGAGACAACUCGUCCCCUCAUCGUCGGCCCCGAGUCGGGCCCGGAGGCUCCUUACCCGUACAAGAUGGAAGGCAAGGUUAUCUCUGGCUUCGGUCGGGGGUCCAAGGAGCUCGGCAUCCCAACCGCAAACCUCCCCGUAGACGCCUCCCUCACCCCCUGGAUCGACACCAUAAAAUCAGGCGUCUACUUCGGCUGGGCCUCCCUCUCCCUGCCCGCCUCGCACCCGGACCGCGUCGCCGCCCCCGGCACGUCCUCCACCGCCGGCGCCGGCCCCGCGCAGCCGCACGUCGACUUCCAGCUCUACCCCAUGGUCAUGUCCAUCGGCUACAACCCCUUUUACAAGAACACGGUCCGCUCCGCCGAGGUCCACGUCCUGCACAAGUUCUCCGCCGACUUCUACGACGCCCACAUGCGCCUGCUGAUCCUGGGCUUCGUCCGCGACGAGCUCGACUACAAGAGCCUCGAGGCGCUGGUCGCGGACAUCAACACCGACUGCGAGGUGGCCAGGACCUCGCUCGCCAGGGACGCGUGGCACCCGCCCAAGGCGCUGCGGCCCAAGGGCACCGUGGACGGGACGCUCGAUGCCAAGUGGCUGGUUGAGGAGCUGCCCAAGGCUUAG
Molecule: messenger RNA, 630 nt
Organism: Colletotrichum abscissum
Lineage: Eukaryota; Fungi; Ascomycota; Sordariomycetes; Glomerellales; Glomerellaceae
Product: riboflavin kinase
Exons: 2
Coding region: 1-630 (209 amino acids)
Biological process (GO): FMN biosynthetic process; riboflavin biosynthetic process
Cellular component (GO): mitochondrion
Molecular function (GO): riboflavin kinase activity
Source: RefSeq, a predicted model, not a curated record